Molecule: messenger RNA, 706 nt
Organism: Dissoconium aciculare CBS 342.82
Lineage: Eukaryota; Fungi; Ascomycota; Dothideomycetes; Mycosphaerellales; Dissoconiaceae
Exons: 1
Coding region: 118-636 (172 amino acids)
Source: RefSeq, a predicted model, not a curated record
CGCACCCCUGUUUUUCAAAGUCAGUCUAGGUUAGAAACCUCGCGUGACUUUACAAGAUCAAUAGCGUGCGCCAUCUCGCACAAGAUUUUGAUAUUAUGAGGAUCAGCAUUAAGAAGGAUGGACGGCUUCGGGUUCCGAAACAGCAUUCGUCUGGACAUAGCACGCGGAAGAUGUGGGUCGUGUCAUGACUAUGUGAGAGUCUGUGCACCUCAUUUCUUGUUUCUCAAGAAGCAGCCGGGCAAAGCGCAGAGCGCGGUCGAAGUCCUGCUGCAUGCCGACUUCCAAGCUCUGCAGCAAAGUGUCCACGAUGGCUGUCAACUAUAUCCAUGUUGGUCCCUGGCCUUGUUGAAUGGCAGCGCGCCGCCAGCAAUGCUACGUCGCAUCCAGGAAUGUGAAUCGCCAGAAUUUGCCACAUCUCUCAUCACAAUAUCUCAAUCGCGUAUAAAACCAGGUGUCGUCAAGGUGGCCGAGAUACAUUAUUUUCGGAUAUUCAAUCCUGAAAUGAAAGCACCGAUGAGAAAUUCUUGGUACUUAUGGGACCAAGGCCAGGAGAUGAGGUGCAAUGGGUUCUGGAAAGAUUGCAGUCAUGUCACAAGGAUCGCAAACUUUGCUCUGGCCUCAGAUCUUCUCAAAUAGCUCCGGAUCGACCUUUCCAUUUCAGAGAAGAUAUAUCGCAGCUUGUACCACUCGUUGAUAGCUCUACACU